AUGCGCCGUCAAUCAAAGCUGGUCGUAUUACUUCUGUUAGCAACAGUCAUUCUGUCAUCUCGUGUUUACCUAAAGGAGUUACUUUCAGUGAUCAGCGAAACAUCACAAAGUAAACAGAUGCCUUACGAUACAUCACUGCGUAAAGCCCCUCCUAGAGUUCUCUCGUUGUCGGAACAGGUGCAAAAAAAUUCAACUCCUGGAGCUGUUUUCCAGCAAACAUGUAGUAAUAUUUGCAGACAACUGCCAGGCAAUUUGACUCUACAGGAAAUGAGUCUGAAAUUUGUUGGAAAUCUUACUAUCUCCAAAGAGGAGCUGGCUCACAGAGAUUUGCAGAGUCUUUCUCAGAAAUUCCAACCUCAUGUACGUGGAGGCUCAUGGAUGUAUCGCGAUCCCAGCUUGAAUGCAACUAACAGGUGCAACGUUAGUAACAGUUCAGCUGUUUCCAUUAUAAUUCCACUACGAAACAGGUGGUAUCAGAUUCCUCCAUUACUUUCCACUCUUGUACCACUGUUGCGGAAACAAAAAAUAUGUUAUCGUGUUUUCGUAGUUGAGCAAGCUGACGGAGGUCUCUUCAACAAGGGAAAACUUUUUAACUCUGGUUUCAUCGAAGCAUCGAAGUUGUUCCGGUUCGGGUGUGUGGUGCUACAGGACACCGACCUUGUUCCAGUCAACGAUCUUAUUCCAUAUGGAUGUGAUGAAGAAACAUCAAAGCAUGUUAUCCACCUCGGAGUUGGUUUAGAUGACCGAAACUACGAGCUGAGGUAUCCCAAGCUUAUUGGAGGUGUACUCAAAAUGACUACUGGACAGUUUGUUUCAGUGAAUGGCUUCUCAAACGAAUACUGGGGUUGGGGUCAGGAAGACGAUGACAUGGAAAAACGGUUACGACAACGAAACAUUGACUACAUCCACAUAAGUCCAGCUAUCGCGCGAUAUGCCUCAAUGCCACACGAGCAACAAGAAAGAGUUCGACGGAGUGAGCAUCUACGUCUCUUGAAAACUGCUCAUCUGAGAAUGCAUACAGAUGGGCUUAACUCUGUGAAGUACAAAUUAAUCCACCUUGAGGAAAGCACCUUGUUCACUCUCAUACUCGUGGAUGUCCGUGAUAAUGUGUAA
This is a messenger RNA of Opisthorchis viverrini, 1113 nucleotides long. RefSeq lists its product as hypothetical. Gene Ontology annotation, molecular function: N-acetyl-beta-glucosaminyl-derivative 4-beta-N-acetylgalactosaminyltransferase activity. Gene Ontology annotation, biological process: glycosphingolipid biosynthetic process; carbohydrate metabolic process. Bases 1 to 1113 code for a protein of 370 amino acids. NCBI's taxonomy places the organism in Eukaryota, Metazoa, Platyhelminthes, Trematoda, Opisthorchiida, Opisthorchiidae. The record is from RefSeq and is a predicted model, not a curated record. The transcript has a single exon.